Messenger RNA from Neopsephotus bourkii (Bourke's parrot), 2397 nucleotides. RefSeq names its product opsin-5-like. Bases 28 to 1221 code for a protein of 397 amino acids. Gene Ontology annotation, biological process: G protein-coupled receptor signaling pathway. NCBI's taxonomy places the organism in Eukaryota, Metazoa, Chordata, Aves, Psittaciformes, Psittacidae. Gene Ontology annotation, cellular component: membrane. Gene Ontology annotation, molecular function: G protein-coupled receptor activity. The record is from RefSeq and is a predicted model, not a curated record. The transcript is spliced from 6 exons.
AUUUCUGAGUCACAAUCUCCGCUGAAAAUGUCUGUCCAGUUUUCUUCACAGGCACCCUGGAGGAACAACAACAUCAGUUUCCUGAGCAGAGAGGCAGCUGUAACAGAGCAAGGAGAGACUAUCAUAGGUUUCUACCUACUGGCUUUAGGUUGGCUGUCCUGGUUUGGAAAUAGCAUUGUGAUUUUUGUUCUAUAUAAACAAAGACAUCUUCUGCAGCCCACUGACUACCUCACAUUUAACUUGGCAGUGUCAGAUGCUAGUAUCUCUGUGUUUGGUUAUUCACGAGGGAUCAUUGAAAUCUUCAAUGUCUUCAGAGAUGAUGGCUUCAUUAUCACGUCGAUAUGGACUUGCCAGAUUGAUGGCUUCCUGACACUUCUGUUUGGCCUUGCUAGCAUUAAUACCCUUACAGUAAUCAGUGUGACUCGCUACAUCAAGGGCUGCCAUCCUGAGAAAGGUCACUGCAUCAGCAACAGCAGCAUGACAGUGUCUCUGGUUCUCAUUUGGGUAGCAGCUUUCUUCUGGUCAGGAGCUCCAUUACUUGGCUGGGGCAGUUACACAGAUCGAAUGUAUGGCACAUGUGAGAUAGACUGGGCAAAAGCCAACUUCUCUACGAUCUACAAGUCCUACAUCAUUUCCAUUUUUAUCUGCUGUUUUUUCCUACCUGUCACAGUCAUGGUCUUCUCAUAUGUGUCAAUUAUAAAUACUGUCAAGCUAAGCCAUGCAUUAACAGGACUGGGUGAUCCUACAGACAGACAGAGGAGAGUAGAGCGGGACGUCACCAGGGUUUCUAUUGUGAUUUGCACAGCCUUCAUUAUUGCAUGGUCACCGUAUGCUGUCAUCUCUAUAUGGUCUGCCUAUGGUUACCCUGUGCCCAAUCUUACCAGCAUCCUUGCCAGUUUGUUUGCUAAGUCUGCCAGUUUCUACAAUCCCAUUAUCUACUUCGGAAUGAGCUCCAAAUUUCGGAGGGACAUUUUCAUCUUGUUCCAUUGUGCCAAGGAAGUCAAGGACCCUGUGAAGCUCAAACGCUUCAAAAACCUCAAGCAGAAACAAGAGCCCUCUCAGAAAGAAGAGAAGUAUGCAGGAGAAAUGCACCCGGCACCAAGCCCUGAUUCUGGGGUGGGAAGUCCAACCAACACCCCACCUCCAGCAAACAGGGAGGUGGGUAUUGGCAUUUUCGAUACACCAUCUAAUAACCCUGAUAUUGAAUGUGAUAGACUGUAAGUUUUGCAGCCAUUUCACACACGCAUCCACUUUAUGUUCAGGAAGCCCCUCUUCAGAUCCGUGCUAGAAUGAUCUCCUAAUUCCCAGUCUGUCUGUUUGUUGCGAUAGCACUGAUGACUAUACAACUCAAGCAAAUCAGACAGUAAAGUGAUAUUUUCCUUCUAUGUAGGUACAAAAUGCCAUGAAGCACAUUGCAACGUGCUGCAGCAUACUCAGUGCCAGAAAUGUUUGUUUUUUUCGAGCAUUCAGAAAAAGGAAAACUGACUUGCAGAAAUCAGGCACAAAUGAGCAAAAAUAACUGAAAUUGCUACCUAAAUAUGAAAAUAACUAUCUUGUUGGUCUGCAGUAUUAUUUCCAUCUUCCCUGGCCUUCCCAGUGAGCAUGGCCUGGCUGUAGCAUUCAGAGUCAGGAAAGCUGGCCUUUAAUUUUACUGAUCUGCCUCCAAAGUGGUUGGUUUUUUACCAGACUAUUAAGGUGGAGCAAGACAUGUUGUACAAGCAAUGAAACUGAAAAUCACACACAGUUUUUAAGAGUACUGCUGAAGUAUGGCACCAGAGCCAUUUACAAAAUAUAAUCCAGCGCUUCACUGCGACUUCUAAAGAAAGAUUUUGUACCUGCCUGUGGGUAAAAAAUGACUUUUAGGAGAAUGUAACUAAGUGACAAUUAAUAAUACUGAUUUAAAUAGCUAAGAUGUAGGCUUAAAUCUGUAGCAAGUCUAUCAGAUGUUAUAAUAGCCAACAUAUUCCACCAAGUUUAUUUUACAGAAUCAAAGUGAGGUGGUGUGUCUUCAUAAUUCCCCAGUUUGGAAAUUAAUUGCAUACUCAAGAGACUUCUGUAAAAAUGUCUCUUCUUUAGCUGUGGAAAUUGUGGAUUCCUUUAGUGCUGUUUGCAAGCUAAACAAGGGGAAAAGGAAGGAAAAAAACCCACAAAACGAAAAACAACAAACAAACCAACAACAUCAGUUGCUAACCUCACUGCUAUUUAUGACUUCCUGGAAUCUCCCUGUCUGAGUGUGCUAAAACAUGGGGGGGGGGGGGUUUGUAAAAGUAUGCUUUUCCAGAUGUGUCUCUUGGGAAAGUUACAAAGAGUCCACUUUCAUUUUCCCCAUUACUGUAUUUGUUUUAAGAAAAUCACCUGUGUUUUGAAGUUAAAAAGAAAUAAACACUGUAAGCAACA